Messenger RNA from Aspergillus steynii IBT 23096, 1067 nucleotides. Its product is annotated as zinc finger MYND domain-containing protein. NCBI's taxonomy places the organism in Eukaryota, Fungi, Ascomycota, Eurotiomycetes, Eurotiales, Aspergillaceae. The record is from RefSeq and is a predicted model, not a curated record. Bases 31 to 1038 code for a protein of 335 amino acids. The transcript has a single exon.
ACUCUCUCCACGUUCAAAAGUCAUUGAAAGAUGGGUUCAGAGGAACUCAUUCGGAGCGGAUGCGCCUACUGCAACUCGUCAUCAAACCUGAACCCCUGUAAAGGUGGUUGCAUGGUAGCGCUAUACUGUAGCCAAGAGCAUCAAAAGGCAGAUGAAGAGGAACACAAACCCAAGUGCCAAGCUAUUCAUGAACAACGCCUUGAACAUCUGUUUGUGCGAAACAAGAUCAUCGAGCACGUCGGACCCUCCGGUCGGACGCUAAUGAUCACCGCAACGAAGGCUUACCUCACAAACAAGGCAUGGCUGAUGGAAUAUCUCUCGAGCCUACAGGAAUUGCGAAUGGCGCUUUCGCAGGUCCAUACCAGGCAGGCGAUCGAACAGGAAAUGGAACUAGUCGAGAAAUGGCAUGGAUCCCAAACCAUUGCUGAAUUCGUCUCUGGAUAUAUGCGAGUUACGCCCUACUUGAUUCGCCUUGACCGGGAUGACGAGUGCCGUCCUUUGUAUCUCGACGGACUUAAUGAUCUCAGAGUCCACCGUGACCACACAUACAGAACACCUGGCAUUCAUAUAUUAGGAUUGAUUCAGGGCUGCCUGCUUAAAAUCCUGCUGAGGGUCAGAGUGGCCGUGGACCUGGUAUCACUAAAAAUGGCCGCACAAGUGGCUGGACCUAAAGUCCCCACCGAAAUUCUGGAUGUGAUACGCCGAGAGGUCGUAACCAGUCCUUUGGUCUGGAAGAAGCGUCCGGUGCUUGAAGCCAGCAACCAUGACAGGGAGAUCGGAGAAUUACACAAGGAUAUUCAACUUAUGGCCGGACAUGUACACAGCCACAACCAAUACUUGUGGCGAUCCAUGUUCCCAGACGAAUCCUUUGGAAAGGCUCUGGAUGAUUUGGAGAUGGAGAAGCCCCAGGAGGUUUCAGAAGCCGAGGGGACUGUCGAGUGGUUGCAGAAGGCUUGGAGUGAAUCUCCGGGCGCAUUGGAUUAUCUUUUGGGCGUCCUUCGCAAGACAAUCUUGACUGAUGGAUUCGAGACUCGAUAGCAGCUCUGGAUUGACGCACAAGAACUUAC